Oppia nitens is the source of this 743-nucleotide messenger RNA. It is a transcript of the gene sNPF, whose product is annotated as short neuropeptide F-like. The transcript has 4 exons. Bases 292 to 579 code for a protein of 95 amino acids. The record is from RefSeq and is a predicted model, not a curated record. NCBI's taxonomy places the organism in Eukaryota, Metazoa, Arthropoda, Arachnida, Sarcoptiformes, Oppiidae.
UAUUGUAUUUUUAUCGUUUGGUCUCUCGAUCUUUGAUUACAUUUUAGAAAUUUUUUAGGUAUUACAACACAUUGUCAGACAUUUAGGUACUAUUGAAGCACAUUGUGUGCCGAUUGUGCUCUCUUUCAACAGUUGUUUAUAUCGAUUGCAGAAUCGCUUUCAGCCCAUAAAAAGCCAUCAAAAAUCAUAUUCAAAACACAAUACCAGUUGUAUUUCACAUAACUUUUACCAACAAAUAUCUGGUUUUUUACCGAAAUUCAUUGGACAACAAACAAAAUUUUAUCAAAAGAAAUGGCAAAAUAUAAUCUAUCAAUCGUUGGCUUAAUUGCGAUAACCAUUUGUUUAAUACUGGUAUUUACAGAGAGGGCCGACUCAAUGCCAGCACAAUAUGAUUACGACAAUUUGAGAGAUAUCUAUGAAUUACUUUUGCGUAAUGAAGGCCUUCAGGGAUCAAAUCAAUUGGUGCAUCAAAUGGAAAGAAAGGGCGGACGACAACCACAACUCAGACUUCGUUUUGGCAAACGGUCGGACCCCUGGAGUAUGACCUCUGGAGACAAUACACCUGAAAAAUUCAGUUAAAUUCAAUAUCAAAACAAUUUAUUUAGUAAUUUAACGAUUCAUAAGUUAUCUAUUGAUAAAUGUUUUCUCUGUUAUUUACAUACAUGUUAUAUUUGAAAAUAAAGCAUUAUCUUAAAAUUUUGAUUAAUUACCAAAAUAAUGAAAUAUAAAAAAUAUUAUUAUUA